This is a messenger RNA of Hemibagrus wyckioides, 1131 nucleotides long. It is a transcript of the gene chmp5b, whose product is annotated as charged multivesicular body protein 5b. The record is from RefSeq and is a predicted model, not a curated record. The transcript has 8 exons. Gene Ontology annotation, cellular component: multivesicular body. The coding region runs from base 98 to 760 and encodes 220 amino acids. Gene Ontology annotation, biological process: vesicle budding from membrane; late endosome to vacuole transport via multivesicular body sorting pathway. NCBI's taxonomy places the organism in Eukaryota, Metazoa, Chordata, Actinopteri, Siluriformes, Bagridae.
GAGUUCAUUUCCGGGAUUUUGAGGUGGCUAGUAUUGCUGUUAUUAGGAAGUACAAUCUAACUCUUGUAGGGUUUUGUUUUUUAAAGAAAUUGUCAAAAUGAAUCGCAUUUUCGGUAGAGGAAAACCCAAAGGACCUCCUCCUAAUCUUACGGACUGUAUAGGAAACGUUGAUUCUCGGGCAGAGUCUGUUGAUAAGAAGAUAGCCAGACUUGAUGCUGAAUUGGUGAAAUAUAAAGAUCAGAUGAAGAAAAUGAGAGAUGGGCCAUCAAAGAACAUGGUAAAGCAGAAAGCCAUGCGUGUCCUUAAACAGAAAAGAAUGUAUGAAGGACAGAGAGAUCAGCUGAUGCAGCAGUCGUUUAACAUGGAGCAGGCCAACUACACCAUCCAGACUCUUAAAGACACCAAAACAACUGUGGAUGCUAUGAAGAUUGGAGCCAAAGAAAUGAAGAAGGCUUACAAGAAUGUGAAGAUUGAUCAGAUUGAGGACCUUCAUGACCAACUGGAGGACAUGAUGGAGGAUGCUAACGAGGUGCAGGAGGCUCUGAGCCGCAGUUACGGAACACCAGAUAUUGAUGAAGAUGAUCUAGAAGCAGAGCUGGACGCACUUGGCGAUGAGCUGCUUUUGGACAAUGACAGCUCUUACCUUGAUGAGGCAUCCUCAGCUCCAGCUAUACCUGAAGGCACUCCAGGAGAGAGGAGCACCAACCGGGAUGGAGUUCUGGUCGAUGAAUUUGGACUUCCUCAGAUUCCAGCAUCGUAACAACACAAUGAACUUGUUUUCUCUCCCUUAAACUUAUGCAUCAUGCGUUACACUUAUGCAUCUGACAUUUACAACACUGCGAUCCUUUUGUAUGAAACAGGCUCAUACAAGAUCAAUUCUUUGGGGUUAAAAUUUAAAAAAAGUAUUCGUAAUGGUAAACACAGCCAUUCUCUAUCUAUCUCUUUGCUUAUUUUCUUGUUUUAUAAGGAAUGUAGUCACUUUAACUAAUUGUAAGGAAUAAUUGUUAAACUCUGUAGUUACAAUAAGUUUUUUUGAUUUAAUUUUGAUCAUCUAUACAAUGUACCUCAUUGACUUUGUACAGCAACCAUGGGUUUCCAACUACCAACAAAUAAAUUAUUCUAUAUUUGGCA